This is a messenger RNA of Sycon ciliatum, 3648 nucleotides long. RefSeq lists its product as uncharacterized. The record is from RefSeq and is a predicted model, not a curated record. Gene Ontology annotation, biological process: proteolysis. Bases 149 to 3136 code for a protein of 995 amino acids. Lineage: Eukaryota; Metazoa; Porifera; Calcarea; Leucosolenida; Sycettidae. Gene Ontology annotation, molecular function: serine-type endopeptidase activity. The transcript is spliced from 11 exons.
GCUUGCCGAUCACGGAUACAUUCGAAGGACCCGGCGUUGUGGAGAGGAGCGCAACCUUUUGCUCGCAAACUGAGCCUAAAAAACAAAGGGCUUCGAGAGGUUUUUCUUGGACAGGAAGGAGAGGCAAACGCCUGCCGAAGAAGAAGAGAUGAUGAGGAGUUCAGUGGCUUGUUGGCAGCUUUGCCUUGUUCUAGCAUUUGCGGUGUUUGUUAGCAAUGGCCAGUCGGUUGUGCACGUUGGCUGCUUCAAAGUGCGAAGCACAGACUUUGUACUAGGUCAGCAAGCUCAGAGCAAUGCUGCAACCCCUUCCAGAUGUGUCAAGGCAUGUGCACUGUUGCCGACCAGUGGAUUUGCAUUGCUGGCUAACAACGAGUGUCGAUGCUCGCCAAGCCUGCACGCUCCCAUUGUGUCCGUGUCUGAUGCAAGGUGCGACAGAGUUUGUGGCUCCGGUUCUCGCGGAUACAAAUGUGGCAGUCGAUCUGAUGAUUCCCUUCAUAGCGUGUAUUCAAUCCCGGCUGGACCACUGAGGGAGGACUCUGAGGCCUAUCUUGGCUGCUUCGAGGAGUCUUCGUCUGGGGAUUCAAGAAUUGAAGAGUUUGAGAUUCAACUCACAAGAAGUGAUACUUUGAACACGCAGUGCGUGACACACUGUGAAGGCAGGAGUAUGCCGUUUGCCGCCGUGUCCAGGCAGAGUUCCUCCUCGUCCGGAAGCCUGAAUAAUAUCUUUGGCAUCUUCGCCAGCACCAUCUACUGUCGUUGCGGCCGUGCCUAUGGGUCUUUGCGACGUGUCUCCGACUCUAAGUGCCCCGGAGCAAGCGCCGGUAGACCGUGUCGGUCAUUUGACUGCUUUAUAUCACAGUAUGCAGAGCAGGGGUACUACUCGGUCUUCACAAUGGUCGAUCACCCACCUAGUGUUGUUCACUGUGGCAAUCCCAGUCCUGGCGCAGUGGACCACGCUGUAACCAAGAUCGGUGUCGAUCACUACCACCAUGACACCGUGCGCUAUGAAUGCAAGCGCGGCUAUCACGUGAGAGGACACGACUGCACGGUGCAGAACAAGACCAUCACGUGCCUGGGCACGGGAAACUGGAGCUCAACGCCGCCAGACUGUGUUCCUUGCGCCUGUGACCGACUGCCCACUCCACCGGGCGUCAUUGCCCAGCAAGUUGGCAGCACCUAUGGCCUGAUGUUCGUUGAUUCUGUCAUAUCGUUCACUUGCCCCCUGGGCUCGGAACUGGUUGUUCACGGUAUGUUUUAUGGCAACGUCGAAUACAAUGUAACCUGCGGAGUCGAUGGUACUUGGUCCGGACCACCUCCUCAGUGCAGAAAUGAGACUUGUCGCGUACCUCCACCUCCUGAGAACGGCAUUAUCCACUCUACCGGGAAGUACAUGAAUGCCGGCGAGUCGAUAUUCUACUCGUGCCAAUGUGGCUACCGUCUGAAAGGAAGUCAGCAGCGUAACUGCAGCAAUGGAAUUUUCGUUCCAGAGGAGCCUAACUGUGAAAGGGUGAUCUGCAAGCCACGGUUUUCACCAGUGAAUGGCAAAAUCGAGGGGAACAGCUCCGCUGUCCACUAUUACGGUGCAUGGUAUCCGAUCUGGGAAGCCGAGGAGAUUGCCUACUACGCGUGUGAUAACGGCAGCAAGCUGGUCGGUUCCGCGUUUGCCGUCUGCUUUUCCAGCGGCACGUGGAGUCAUCCCGCGCCCACCUGUCUGUCGGUUGAGGAUACGCUGGUCAUUAGAGGUUUGACUGAGCCAGAAAUCGAAGAUUCGGAUGCGCCCUCUGCUGAGCUGGUUGCUAGAGACAGAACGUUUCGUAUGCCGUGUGUGGUUACUGGCAACCCUCGCCCUGAGGUAUCAUGGGUGAGGCUGGAUGGAGGUGCCUCGCCAGUGGACAGUGACCGGGCAGUGCAACUCGCCGACAACACACUGAUGUUCUUCUCGUUUGGCAGCGAGGACAUUGGAAAGUACCGAUGUACGGCAACGAAUGGAAUCGGCAGCAGCGCUGCAAAGACCGCUGUUCUACAAAUGUCUGAAUCGCCCGUGAUAGAUGCCGCGUCAUCCAACGUGUUCCACAGCGUGGGAAGCCGUGCCGUGAUGCGCUGUGACGUCAUUCGAGGCAGUCCUCCACCAAUCAUCACAUGGCACUUUUCCGGUGGCACGGACAAUAGUCACUGGAGAAUCACUGGCGAUUCGAGCUUCAGUGAACUGGUCAUCGAAAGUGUUGCCCAUUCGGAUGCUGGCAAUUAUGACUGCAGGGCGACCAAUCAAGCGGGUGGUCACGAAGUCACCAACUCUUCUUCAAUCAGCCUGCAUGUUGAAUCUUGCCCCAUUGAAGGAUCACGAGCCUUUAUCGUAGGUGGACACGACAUUCCGAUUGCAAAUGCCAGCUGGCAAGCGGUGCUGUGGAACAAUUCUGCUGCGACCAGACAGAAUAUCCUCUGCGGUGCCGUGAUAAUCAGGCGUGGCUACCUGCUCACGGCAGCGCACUGUGUACAGAACAUCACCGAUGAAGAUGGGCUAGUGCCAUCGCAUUAUGUGAUGAAGAUGGGUAAGGGCAGGGCUCGUGAGCAGGUUUCCGAUGUCACUCGAGCCAUCCAGCGUGUGUUCAUCCAUCCCAACUACAACCCAACAACAUUAGAUAAUGACAUUGCGCUCAUUGCCUUGAAUAGUGACAUCAACUACAUCCCUGGAAGAGUCGCAGCAAUCGACUUAGCAAGGACACGAACAAAUGACCUUUGCAAUGAGCGGGAAGACUCCAUCCUCCUGCUUACUGGCUUCGGUCGAAAGUCUUUCUUCCGCCACACCGGAACGAAGAAUCUGAAGUCCAUUGAGCUUCCCAUUGUCACGCAGUCUGAUUGUGCAGAUGCCUUCCCUUACCCUGUCACCGGCAACAUGAUUUGUGCUGGCUUUGGUCAAGGGCAGAGGGACGCAUGCCACGGGGACUCUGGUGGACCUGCAGCGGCAUACAACAUCCUCACGCGAAAGUGGAACCUGAUCGGCCUGAUUAGCUGGGGAGACCCGCGGUGCGCCACUGCUGGUACGUACACCGUGCUCGUUCGAGUGUCGCGCUUCGAGCCCUGGAUCAAGCAAACACUGCGAGGCCACAAGAAGCAGCUGGCAUCGUGCCCGCCAUAGAGUGUGUUAGUUGAUUUCCGAGUGCACUAGAGAGAUCAGCCCCUGCAUAGUGCGCUGAUUUCAGUCUUCAGCUUGGUCGUGUGCAUGCCACUGGUCAGUUUUGAUCAGUCUCGUUUCACCGGAUAUCCCCACUCUCAGCCUUGACUUUCCUGUCCUGGAUAUACAUGUAGGGCGUUCCGUUAUGUUGGAACACAUCUAUCAGAUCUCUUGUAUAAUGUCUGUAGUGUUAGCACUGGCAAUUGGGCGUUGUGCUGUUUUGCCACUAGCUAUGAGUACCUCAAUUGAUUUGAGGCCCGGUUAAUGGCAGCACGCUCUGCUUAGCAACAGUAAUCAUCUGCAGACGUUUCCUUUUUCACCUCUCUAAAACGAAUGAAUAUCUGGAAUCCGUUUUGGAUUUUCACAUCUUUUGAACUUUUAUAAGUCCCCGUCAUGCAAAGUACAUGUACUAGUGGUAGCUUCAAUGAUCCAUAGCGGAUCCACAUCUUGCUCUUGAUAUUGUUUGUUGCAGCUAA